UAGAGAACGUACCGCUAUUGUGUAACAAAUUUCAACUCACCUCCAUUGGCGCUUACCUCGGACUUCAAGAGAAACUGAGAAAGAACAGUGAAGCUUGAUUUAUUUAGUACCGAUACUAGUGAGAACAGUACUUCAACUAUGGCUAACCCUCUCCCAGCUCUGGCAUUGGCCAUUGGUAUUUCUGCAUUCCUCUUUAACUUUGCAAUCCAUAGAAUUGAUGAAGGUCAUGUUGGUGUGUAUUACAGGGGUGGUGCCUUAUUGCAGACAACCAGUGGACCAGGGUUCCAUGUCAUGGUUCCAUUUCUAACCUCAUACAGGAGCGUACAGACGACGUUACAGACAGAUGAGGUCAAGAAUGUGCCUUGUGGAACAAGUGGAGGUGUGAUGAUCUAUUUUGACAGGAUAGAAGUAGUCAAUCAGCUCAGGCAGAGCGUGGUCUUCGAAACAGUGAAGAAUUAUACAGCAGACUACGACAAAACCCUCAUCUUUAACAAGGUUCAUCACGAACUCAAUCAGUUUUGCAGUGCUCACAAUCUACAAGAAGUCUACAUUGAACUCUUUGAUCAAAUUGAUGAAAACCUAAAGAAAGCAUUGCAAGAAGACUUGACAGUCAUGUCUCCCGGUCUUACAAUACAGGCUGUCCGUGUUACCAAGCCGAAGAUCCCAGAGAGCAUCAGGAAAAAUUAUGAGCUCAUGGAAAAUGAGAAGACCAAACUGCUAAUCGCUGCCCAACAUCAGAAGGUCGUAGAGAAGGAAGCGGAGACCGACAGGAAACGAGCCGUUAUCGAGGCAGAGAAGAUUGCACAGGUGGCCGGGAUCACAUUUGCACAGAAGAUCAUGGAGAAAGAGAGCGAACAAAAGAUAUCAAUCAUUGAAGAUGAAACUCAUCUGGCCAAGCAGAAGGCGAGAGCUGAUGCACAGCUCUAUUCAUCAGUCCAAGAGACAAAGGCCAAUCAGGAAAAACUGACCCCGCAGUACCUUGAGAUGCUGAAGUACCAGGCGCUGACGGCCAACACCAAGAUCUACUUCGGCAACGAUAUCCCAAACCUCUUCAUGAUGGGAGACACCAAGGAAGAUCCAAAGGCUGUAUCAGCAGCAGCAGCAGCGGCGGCAGGUUUGAACCAAGAAUCUACGAGCAAGAAAACAGAGACCAAAUCAAGAUCUACAGGGAAAUCACCCUCAUAAUAAAACCUUGGAUUAGGAGUAAUAUAGUAGAGCACACUACCGGGUAUCUUUAAUACAAGAAAUCACAGAUGGCAAGAAUUCAGAUUCUGUGCCAAAUUUUCAGUCCUAGCCAAUUGAUGGAAGGUAUAUCUUCGGAACACAAUGAUAUUAAGUAGCAAACACAGACAUAAUAAUAAUAUUAAUAGUGGGUUCUUGUAUAGUGAUUGUGUCUGUCAGAGUCGACACUCCUGGCGCUCCACAAUUUUUACCCGGCUUUAGCAUGACUGCCAUUAUGGCCAUCAAUUUUUGUAAUUGGAAUAAGCUUAGUUAAGCUUAAGCUCAGUGCAAACUAAUUAAACAAAAAUUCUGAGAGGGGGGUCUGCGAAGGGAGUUUCAAAGACACAGUGCACAAGUCGGAUAUGUAUUUUCCAUCCAUUCAUCUUUAGUGGGAAGCAUGUAAGUUUGCUGCUAUAGGGGAAAAUAUCUUUCUAAAUGAUAGUGUUAUUUUGAAUGGUUCUAGAUAAAUGUAUGUAAAUUUUGUUGGUUAUCAAAUCAAUAUCUUAUAACGAUAGAUUAGGGUUGAAAUUACGUUUCUAGCUAUAAUGACAAUCUUUGCAGUACAUGUAAGUAUGAGUUUUGUACUUGCAUAUAUGCGUGAGAUAUUUAACUGGAUUACAGAGACUAGACUUAGUGUACAGAUGUUUCGAUGUGCAAUGCUUGCGUGUACGACUUCUAAAACUCGGUAAGUCAUGCAGCAAUAUCAGGAAACUACUGUAUACUACAACUAGACGAUGGACUUUGCAAUAAAAAAAUAAUAAUAUAAGAAAAGACAAUAUAAAACUUCAGGUGAAUAUGCCUUCAUAUAUCAAAUAUAAUAGGUCUUCAAAAAAAAAAAACACUGACUGGUAAAAGAAUAUGCUUGUUUGUUCAAGAAAUGGAUGAAUUAUACAUGUAUAGUUCUAACGUAAUUUUCAGUCUGCUCUCUGUGUUUGAAACAGAACUAGAAUAUCUGAAUAAUCAUAAAGUUUGUUAGGAUACAGCAUGAAAUGUUCACUUUUGAAUGCCUUCAAAUGGCUUCUUUGAUGCUGCUCGAUUUCUUCUUUUUAAAGAAGAGGAAAAUGUUUUAUGAUUCUCUUGUCAUUCCUUUAAUUUAGAUUGGAAAAAUUUCAUGUAUUUGAAAAUUAGUUUUUUUAAAUUUGUUUAUCUAGGAUAUUAGAAUGUUGAGGCCGAUUGGAGAGUUGGUAUAUUUCUAGUAGUAAAACUGAUUCAAUAUGAUUUACUGCAACAAAUACAUUUUCAUUUUAUGUGUGUUAAAGAUGCACUAUAAUCAUAUGCAAUGCAUGCAGUUAUCAUCUGUUUUACAUAUUAUACUCCUGUAUUCUGUUCAUUCGUUCAGUAGGUCACAGUUACACAUCCUAAAUGUACAGUCAAACCUGUCUUACUAGUGGCUACCUCUAUAUAAAGGCCACCUCUCUAUAGUGGUCAUACAUUGUGCCUCCCUUGAGAAAGAAAUGAGAACAACACUCGUUUAUUUCUAGAGGGAGAAAAAAAAUGCAUGGCCAUUAUAGACAGGUCGGCACAAAGACACAUUUUUAGCUGUACCUGUAUAUGAAGAAAAAAAAUGGAAAAAAAAAACAAAUCUGUUAAUACAAGUUUCAUGGUUAUUCCUUUUGAGUGAACUCACCACUCAAAUUUAAGGAAUUUUGUUUAAAAUGCGAGAAUCUUUCUUUUCCUGAAAUAUGCAAUAGCGAACUCUUUUAACAUUUAGCUUAAUUACCUAUAUCUCAGAGAAGGAUUCAUGUACGUUUAUGACUGUUUCUAUGACUUCCAUAUCUAUAAUAUCUUAUAUGUAUAUGUUUGCAUUAUGAGUUAUUAAAAGGUAUUUGAACUUUGAAUUGUGAUAGGUGAAACAUAUAAAUAUUAUUCCUUCUUAAAUAAGAUGAAUCAUUGAAAGGGUGUUAACUUGUUUUCAAAUUAAACAUGAGUACUGAUAAAAAGGAAUCAUUUUCUGGUAAAUUUGUUUGACAAUGAUAUUGAAGAGUUCAUAUUCAAUGUGACUUUAUUGCAAUGGCUAGACUUUUAUGAUUAUCUUAAAUACUUGUUAGUUUUAUCAAGAAAUGGAAGUGCAUUGUAGCUAACAAACCAGAGAUCGCUAUUUUUGGUUCUAAGGGUAUUUCAAUACUGCAAAAACAACUAAUAAUUUUGAUUCAUUCAAAAAUAUAGAUGAAUACUUGAAAUAUAAAAUGAAACCUUGUGUAAUUCAAAUGUCUUUAUAUUUGUAAUUUUUUCUUGUAGUAUUUGAUAUGAUAUGAUUUUAUAUUACUAUUAUCCAUUUUGUAUACUUUUGAAUACAUUUUGAAAUUUACCUGUAAUCAGUAAAUUGAAAGCUUUUUAAGCUUUCCUCUUUUUUUACAUUUCUUCUUUGGUCAUAAUGUUAUCUGAUGAUUAUUGUUCAAUAUUUGGUGUUAUGUAACACAAUGUAAAGUUAAUUGUCACAAGGUAAUUUUGAAGGUGUUGUGAGGCAAUUUUGAGAAAUAUGAUUUCUUACAGUUAGUUAUGUUAGCUAAGAUGUACAACUUGUAUUAUUCAUUAAAAGAAAAAAUCAUCGGCCAAUCCAAUUGGCUCUCUUAGAUGUCUUGGGAUUUAUAAAUAUUUGUGAUGUUUUGAUAUAUAAUUAUGCACAUAUAACUUUCAAACAACUUCAUGUUCUUUAACCAAAUAAUUGAAUUGAUGUUCAUUCCUUCUUUCUUUGAUUUGUAGUGUUAACUAAGUGUUACUAAGACUGUUAUGUGAAAGGACAAAUGUUUAUGACCGAAUGUACGUACAAGGCAAAAGAACAAAGGCGAAAGAACAAAAACACAUUCAUAUGGUGGUGAUCCAACAUGUGCUCUGGCGACAGUUGCUCUAGCUUUUAUUUUGUCAAAGGUAUAGGGUUAGGGUUAGAGUUGCAAUUUGGUGUUGGUUUAGGUUUAGUGUUAGGGUUAGGUAUAGUGAUGGACCAAGGGUCGAAAUUAAACAUUCUGUUAGUGUAAUAAAUUGAUGUGGAGCAAUUAUCACCAGAGCCUAUGUGGUAUACCCAUCUGGUAUGAAGGGAAUGGUAAGAAGUAUAUUAGCUACUGGUAUCUAUGCUUUUACUAGUUUCCUGAAUGUUUUUUUUUCUCCAGGAGAUGGCAGAAUGAUAAUAAUAAUCAUAAUAAUAAUGGUGGCUUCCAAUAUGGUGCACAUGUCCGUCACGUUGUGAUGCUCCUGUUGCCCCAACAUCACUACCCCAAUCAUAGCUGGUGGCCACAUAUGUAGCGCUCUGGCAUAUCAGGUACCCAUUUACACCUGGGUGGAGAGUGGCAAAAGUGGAUUAAUGUCUGGACUUUUUAGCAUAUUGAGGAUUCUCCAACCGGGGUAUACAAGUGUUUAAAAAAGGUUAUCUGACAAAGAAAAAAAGAAGUAUUCUACUUUUCCCAGAAGCAUAAGUAUGUCUCAAAAAUAUCUGGGGCAUUGCCACCUCUUAAAGCAUAUAAUCUUACAGCUUUGAUUGUCUCUGUCUUAGUUUCAUUUUGUGAAUGGGGCAUAAAAUGCCCCAUUUAUCAAGAAAUAGAUGUGAUACUUUCAACAAGGAGGACAUUUUAACAGGUGUUUCAUAAUCUAAUAUCUUUUGUUUCUUAUGUUGUCAUUUUUUAUAUGCAUUUGGUGUCACCUGUCCAUAACCCUCCCUGGGAGUACACACACGUGGACAUUAGGGACUUUUAGAUUUGCUUGGACUUAUACGUGUGACGUCCAUUUAAGGCAGUGCAUUAAAAGGACGUCGAUCGUAGCAAUCCACGUUGUCGUUGUGCAAAUCUAAAAGUCUCUAUUAUUAUGUGCCUUGAACUUGUUGGGAAAAAACCUUUGUACUGUUCAGUAAAAGCUGUGUAGACUUAAUUAAAAUUUUAAGAUUUCUUAUCUUAAAGAAA
Messenger RNA from Strongylocentrotus purpuratus (purple sea urchin), 5111 nucleotides. Its product is annotated as erlin-2-B. The transcript has 12 exons. The coding region runs from base 139 to 1185 and encodes 348 amino acids. Gene Ontology annotation, cellular component: endoplasmic reticulum; endoplasmic reticulum membrane. Gene Ontology annotation, biological process: SREBP signaling pathway. NCBI's taxonomy places the organism in Eukaryota, Metazoa, Echinodermata, Echinoidea, Camarodonta, Strongylocentrotidae. Gene Ontology annotation, molecular function: ubiquitin protein ligase binding; cholesterol binding. The record is from RefSeq and is a predicted model, not a curated record.